Culex quinquefasciatus (southern house mosquito) is the source of this 545-nucleotide messenger RNA. Its product is annotated as general odorant-binding protein 56d-like. The transcript is spliced from 2 exons. Gene Ontology annotation, molecular function: odorant binding. The coding region runs from base 83 to 481 and encodes 132 amino acids. Lineage: Eukaryota; Metazoa; Arthropoda; Insecta; Diptera; Culicidae. The record is from RefSeq and is a predicted model, not a curated record. Gene Ontology annotation, biological process: sensory perception of smell.
GAUGGUCCACUCGUAUAAAACGGCCCGCCGGGCUGGACCAGGGGUAUCAGUUCGUCUCUAGCGUCGAUCCAGAACAGUAACAAUGAAGUCUUUCGUGUGCGUCGUGGUUCUAGUCGCUCUGGUUGGAGUUAACGCCCUGACCGAGGAGCAGCUCAAGAAAGCCGACGGAUUCGCCAAGGAGUGCCUCGAGCAGGCCACCGGACUGACCAAGGAUACCAUCGCGAAGCUGCGCGCCGGUGAUUUCACGGACGUGGACCAGACCCAGAAGUGCUUCACGCGGUGCUUCCUUGAGCGGGCCGGUUUCAUGGACGCCGAGGGUGCGCUGAUCAACGACUACGCCAUCGAGCGGCUUUCGCUGGACCGCGAGAAGAGCAAGGUCGAAGCGCUGGUCACCAAGUGCAGCCAGAAGAUGGACGACCCCUGCGAGACGGCGUUCCGGGCCUUCGAGUGCUACUUCAACGGCAAUGCGUCGCUGUUCUAGGUGGUGAGAUGUGAUUUUAGUAGUUUAGUGUACCGUGAGUGAAUAAAUGUUUGAAAAUGAAAAA